AUGAGUACUGCCAUAAGUAAAGACAUAUUACCGAGCUUCGCUGUACCCACCUUACACCUCCUCCAUCCACGUCCAACGGUUUUCAAGUUCUUCAUGGUCCAAGUCUUCCUGCUGAAAUAUCUCUUGCAUAUGCGUCCGUGGAAUUCGGGCAUGAAAUUUAAACCCAGUCUCGUGCUUGCAACCCAGCUGAAUACUCUCGUACAUGGGAGGGGGAGAGCCGGGAAAGUCUCUGCCAUACGUAGGACGGGUGCGCUCCCGAUGAACAAGAAUAUGGCCGAACCUGAGGCUUUAAAUUUACCAAUAGCAAUCGGGAUAAGGGGUUCAUUGAGCCCUGGGGACUUCUCAAGCUCUGUAGUAUUUGAAAUGUGUAAUGGAUAUGAUUUGGGAAGGGUGAGCUCGUAUUCGGGGAGGGACAUCAAGGGUUCCAAGACAGAACCUGAAUCCAAGAUAUCGACCAUUAUCUUGGGGGCUUAUCUUAACGUUGCCGAUAGCUUGGCCAACCACAAGUCACUGAGAGAGAUCCUUCAUGAGGCCACUUUUUUAUUUAACCCAACCAUUUACGGAAAUCUUAAUAUUGCAGUGCAAUACGAAGCAUUGAGAAAGAGGAACGGCGGGGACCGUUUUGGCCAUCUUCCCCAACCUCUCCCGCGCACGAAUAUUAAAGCGGGUUCUCAUGAAGACCAAGGCGCGGAUAAAUCGAAGGUUCACCAAAUAAAGCUACCAGCAUCGAGACCCAUUCGCGAAGACUCCAAAAGCCACCCAAAUUUUCACUAG
Lindgomyces ingoldianus is the source of this 774-nucleotide messenger RNA. RefSeq lists its product as uncharacterized. The coding region runs from base 1 to 774 and encodes 257 amino acids. The record is from RefSeq and is a predicted model, not a curated record. Lineage: Eukaryota; Fungi; Ascomycota; Dothideomycetes; Pleosporales; Lindgomycetaceae. The transcript has 6 exons.